UCUUUUAUUGCCCCUCACGGUCACGCAUUAUCCAACUGUCUUUCCUACCUUCUCUCUCUCUCUCAGCUUUCCCUUCGCUUCACAUUACUGGAAUUCAACGCCUUGUAGAAUUGAAUCAACAAAAAAUCCCGGAAAUUUAUCCCAACUUCCCUCACUACUUAUCGAUCUGAACUCUAAAUAUCCUCUAACUUCCCGAGAUUUCUCUUUUUUUUUUCCUUCAAAAUUCCAGGGUUUCCGUCAAAAGAUCUAGCGUCCUCAAAAUCCACACCCAAUUCCUCCAAUUUUACGCCUUUGCCAUUGGACAUGUUUAAUUUAAGCUUAUUAACUUCAGAAUUUGGCAGCAGAGAGUGUGAUUAGUAGUGGGUUAGUGAGUGGCUCAGUUUCUGUUUGGAAUUGUAAUGGCUGCUUUGCAGCGAGUAGCGCCGAGCUUGGGCACGAGCGCAAGCACUUAUGGAUCGUGUAAAGGUGCAGGUGCAGAUGUAAUAGUGUCUGAUCAGUUCCCGGCUGGUUUACGGGUUCUGGUAGUGGAUGAUGACAUCACUUGCUUAAGAUUGCUUGAGAAAAUGCUUCGCCGCUGCCUUUAUCACGUUACUACAUGCUCCCAGGCCACAGCUGCUUUGAAACUUUUGAGGGAAAGGAAAGGCUGUUUUGAUGUGGUACUAAGUGAUGUCCAUAUGCCUGAUAUGGAUGGAUUUAAACUCCUUGAGCUUGUUGGGUUGGAAAUGGACCUCCCAGUUAUUAUGAUGUCUGCUGAUGGGAGAACAAGUGCUGUAAUGAGAGGAAUCAGUCAUGGAGCUUGUGAUUACUUGAUUAAACCUAUACGUGAAGAAGAGCUCAAGAAUAUAUGGCAACAUGUUAUUAGGAAAAAGUGGAAUGAGAACAAAGAACAAGAACAUUCUGGAAGCUUUGAGGAUAAUGAUCGGCAUAAAAGAGGGAAUGAUGCUGAAAAUGCAUCUUCUGUUAGUGAAGGAGCAGAAGGAGUUUUGAAAGGCCAAAAGAAGAGGAGCAUUGCUAAAGAUGAAGAUGACGCUGAACUUGAAAAUGAUGAUCCCUCUGCAUCAAAGAAACCACGUGUUGUGUGGUCAGUGGAGCUCCAUCAGCAAUUUGUCAGUGCUGUAAACCAUCUUGGAAUCGACAAGGCUGUGCCUAAGCGAAUUCUUGAGUUGAUGAAUGUGCCUGGUUUAACUAGAGAAAAUGUUGCAAGUCAUUUGCAGAAGUUUAGACUAUAUUUGAAGAGAUUAAGUGGGGUUGCUCAACAAGGUGGGAUUUCUAAUCCGUUCUGUGGACUAUUGGACUCAAAUGUAAAGCUUAAUCCGCUUGGAAGAUUUGACAUCCAAGUUUUGGCCGCCUCUGGCCAGAUUCCUCCACAAACAUUAGCAGCACUGCAUGCCGAGCUUUUUGGUCAUCCUGCAGGCAGCAUGGUUACAACAGUGGACCAACCAGCUCUUUUACAAGCAUCCGUGCAGGGUCCAAAAUGUAUUCCUGCUGAACAUGGUAUGGCAUUUGGUCAGCCAUUAGUAAAAUGUCAAACCAACAUGUCUAAACAUUUUCCACAAAAUGUGGUCUCUGCUGAGGAAGUUGCUACAGGAUUUGUAGCCUGGCCCUCUAACAGCGUUGGAACAGUAGGACCCAUUAGCAAUCUUGGAGGGAUGAGCAGUAAAAAUAGUAACAUGUUAAUGGACGUGGUGCAGCAGCAGAAACAGCAGCAACAAUCACCACAGCUGCCAUCAUUACCAGAGCCUAGCCGUAUAAUUAAUGUACAGCCAUCUUGCCUUGUGGUCCCUUCCCAGUCAUCAGCCACUUUUCAAGCUGGAAACAGUCCUGCUUCAGUCAAUCAGAAUUGCAGCUAUAGCCGAAGUCCUAUGAUUGAUUACAGUCUUCUGUCACCUCAAUCAAAUAAUUCCUCAUUGAAUAUUGGCCAAAUAUCAAAUGGGGAUCUCAAAACCACAGGUGUAAGUGGGUACUCGGGCUCAGGUUCCAUAUCUCCUUUGUCAUCAUGCUCUGUAAAUCCUGACAAUACCUCUCAGCAAGGUCAAAGCUCAACCAUGACAAUUCGAGCUGCAAGACAAUUACCAGGACUUGGUCCUAAUAUCUCUAACUUCCAAGGUUCCUAUGGUGCUAAGUCAAGUGAAGUGCUUGAUCAAGGACCUCUUAGGAAUCUUGGGUUUGUUGGUAAAUGUACUAGCAUUCCAAGCCGGUUGGCUGUGGAUGAAUUUGAAUCAACAAUGAGCAACUUGGAACAUGAAAAAUUAUAUAUGGAGACAAACGGUAAUAAAGUGAAGCAGGAGCCAAACAGUAAUGCAGUGAAGCAGGAGCCAAAUGUUGAAUUUAUGGAUAACGCCAAAGUUCUCAUCCCAAUAUUACCACAAUUGCCCCCAAAUACAAGUGAUCUCAUGAGUGUUUUCAAAGAAUAG
Populus trichocarpa (black cottonwood) is the source of this 2414-nucleotide messenger RNA. Its product is annotated as two-component response regulator ORR21. The transcript is spliced from 5 exons. The record is from RefSeq and is a predicted model, not a curated record. Gene Ontology annotation, molecular function: DNA-binding transcription factor activity; DNA binding. The coding region runs from base 399 to 2414 and encodes 671 amino acids. Lineage: Eukaryota; Viridiplantae; Streptophyta; Magnoliopsida; Malpighiales; Salicaceae. Gene Ontology annotation, biological process: cytokinin-activated signaling pathway; phosphorelay signal transduction system.